GUUUCUUCCCUUUCAGGCUUUAUUCCUUUUGUUUUCUUUUUUGUCUUUUCCUUUUUUGCCCUUUCCUUUCCUUUUUCUCCCUUCUCUUUAAAAUACUGGUGGGUAGGAGUUCCACUUCUAUGUUCAAUACAGGGUCAGUGGGCAUUCUCAUGUUCCUCCCUAUCACCUUACAUCCUGUCAUUCCUUUGGAAGGUCACAGCAAUUUGUGAGUUCUCAGACCUUUUCUAGAUUGAUCCCUCAGCAGUAUUUAACACGGUUGACUUCUGCUUCCUUCACUUUCCUGAUACUGCAUUCUUACCAUUUUUUCUUCUCUUUCUUCUACAUCUCUUUCAGUCUCCUUGGUUGGUCCAGUCUUCUGCUGCUCAUCUCUUCAGUGUUAGUGGUGUUAGUCAAGAUUGAAUCCUGGGCCCUCUUUCAUCUGACUUGAGCACUCUGCCUGACCAUGGCUUCAGUUCAAUGUGACCAUGCCCCUGAUUCCAGCUGGCUACUUAGAGGUUCCACACACAUCUCUUGACUUUUUAAGACCAAAACCACAUCCAUUUUCUCCACCCCAGUUCUCCUUUGGUUUACCCUAUUUCAGCAAUGAACUACUGCCCAGCCUGUUGCUUCAGGCUAGAAACCCGUGUGUCAUCCCUUCUUCCUCCCAGCCAAACCACACAUCUCUCCACGCCUCUCCACUCUGUCCUCAUUCUACUUCCGGCUACCGUCCCCUCUGACCUGUCAUUCCCUCUGCCAGGUGGCUGCCCUGAAGCUGGUAGUUGUGGAGUAGCUUCCUGAUUUUCCUAAUCAUGCUAGAGGUGGCAGAUCCCUUUUUGGCCCAGUUUUUUUGAGAAUCGUUCCUGAAAGUUCAGGCUCCCUUUCUUCAUCCCUCUCAGUAAUUCUGGGAGCUACUAAUAAUCCUUAAAAACAAAAGUCUCUGCCUUCAACCUUUUCUUUUUUCCAUUUUACUCUCACUUCUGCAGUUCAGAGUGGUAUUUCUAAAAUUCAGAUCUAAUCAUGUCAGUCUCCUGUUCAGAAUUCUUCAGUGAUUGCCUGUUUCUUGUUAGACAAAGUCCAAAAUCUUUAACACCCAAAUUGCUGCUUGAUCUAGGCCUUGCUUCCUUUACUAGACUUCUCCCUCUUUUGUAAUGCAGCUGUGUGCUGGUUUUCUUUAAUUUUCUGUGCUGUGCCAUGCUCUCUCACCUUUCCAGGGCUUCACACUUAGCCAUUGCCCUGACAGGAACACUUAUGCCCAUCGUUUGCAGUAUUUGGGCUUCAUCUUAGAUAGUAUGUCCUCCAGGAAGCCUUGCCCGAUCCUGCAGAUCUGGUUCAGGUAAUGUGCGGUCAGUUCCUACUGUACCUUCUUAGACUACGUGAGACAUGCUUAGACAGUAAUUUCUGUUUCGAUAAGGAUCCUUAGUACCUAGCACAGUCCCUGGCAUAUGAUAAAUGUUUAAUAACUAUUUAUUAAAUGAAAGUGAAAUUCUCUUCUUCUGUGAAAAUGUUAUGAGUUCUAUGUGCUGGUUAACUGAGUUUAUCUGGUCCAUGGAAUGUAUUAAAACUUCACUAACAGCAGUAAUCAACCAAACAGCGAACUUCCUUCUUUCCUUUCUUUCCUUCACCUUUUUUUAUACUAAUAUUUAUUGAACACCUAAGUGCCAAUUUAAAGAAAUUAGAUUAAAAUCAAUUUGAACUUUCUGAAAUUGGUAAUAAAAUUGACCAGUACCCUUGAACCCAAACCGUUAGGUAGGGCUGGAAUGGAAAAGAGUCUGUCAUGGAGCCUCUGAUUGGGAUCGAUGUCCGGGUUGAUCUCCAGACUUUCUUACUUAACUAGAUGUCUUCAGUUCAUGUGCUUUGGAGAAUUAGUAGAAUCUUGAAUACUCCCAGAAAUUCCACCUCCAUCUGAGUAUAAAGUCCUGCCUUUAUUAAAAAGUACUUAGUUGAAUAAGGCAAAAAUGUGGUGGAAUGCCCUUUCGUUGGCAUAAGGUUAGGUUGAAUUCUAAUCAUGUAAGUGGGUUUUAUUCAACCCACUGGAAAAGAUAAAAGGCCUGAGUGCCGUGUCACUUAUUUUUGUGUAGUAGACAUGCAAAUCAUUUCUUUUCCCAGACUAUGGUCUGUUAUAUGGAACAAGACCUAAUUUUUUGUCUAACCUUGCCACUGUUAAAACUCCUGUAAUGAUCUAGCUCUUCAUGCACUGAACAUUCAUUAAGUGAUCCAAAUAACAUUUGGCAUUAAAAGAAAAAUUAUGAGGGGCACCUGGGUGGCUCAGUUGGUUAAGCGUUCGACUUUGGCUCAGGUCAUGAUCUCGCAGUUUGUGAGUUCGAGCCCCGCAUCAGGCUCUGUGCUGACAGCUUGGAGCCUGGAGCCUGCUUUGGAUUCUGUGUCUCCCUCUGUUUCUGGCCCUCCCCCACUCACACUCUAUCUCUUUCUGUCUCUCUCUCAAGAAUAAAUAAACAUUAAAAAAUUUUUUUUAAGAAAAAUUAUGAGUAGUAAUUGUGAUUUAUUUAUGAAUUUUUUUUAAAUCCCCGAAUUCUUUUCAUGGGAUUUUAACUUAAUAAAAUAAUCGAGCCUCAUGAAGUUGCUGUUUUUGUGGGUCAAAAAGAUCAAAUAGCAAAUUCCUGUGGUUCAAACUAAUAUUUAUGGAAGAAUGCUACAUAAUAGUGGUUACAUUUGGCACAGUGAAUUUUUUAAAUGUAUUUACUCCUUUUAAGUGAAAUUAGCAAAUUCUGUGUCACCUUAGGAACAGCUGGAUUUUAUGGUGCUGUAGCAAUAGUACAACGAAUAAAACUGUUAAGUGAACGAAGGUGGAUGGAUAUUUCUUUCUUGAUGAAUUUAGAAGUGUCUAAGAAAUACAUUUCUGUGUAUUUCACAAUGUUUUUCUGGGCUGAUUAUCAGGUUUUUGUUGUUUUUAAUCUCCAUGUUUUUUCUCCUAAGUUACGAAAAAUGUAGUUUAUACCCUCGUUGUUUUUCUAGAAACCUUGGAUAGAACAAUAAUAAAGAAGUUAGUUGCUCCAUAAGAAACAAUCUUUGAACUUAAUGCUAAUGAGUUGGGUUUUUUUGUUUUGUUUUGUUUUGGUUUUUUUGCCAGAGCCACCACAGAUUUCUAUGUAAAAAUAAGAAACAAAAACAUUAAUAUGGUUUAUUACAGGAAGGUUUUUUAUAGGGGUUUGGUUUCAUUGAGCUCCUCUGUGACAAAGCAAAUUGAUGGCAGUGAUAGGCUAAUGAUGUCAUUGUGAUGUCAGUUACUCCUACUUAUCCUGCACAUGCUUGCUAGUUUGGAACACUGUAUGUGGACCUGUGAUAGGGGAGGCAAGACAGUUCUGUAUGCAGAAGCCCAUCAUGGCUGUAACUGGAGAUGAAACAGAUGAGGAAACUGAACUUGCCCCAAGUCACAUGGCUGCAGCCACUGGUGACAUGCCAACUUACCAGAUCCGAGCUCCUACUACUGCUUUGCCACAGGGAGUAGUGAUGGCUGCCUCACCAGGAAGUUUGCACAGUCCCCAGCAACUAGCAGAAGAAGCAACACGCAAACGAGAGCUGAGGCUAAUGAAAAACAGGGAAGCUGCCCGGGAGUGUCGCAGGAAGAAGAAAGAAUAUGUCAAAUGUCUUGAAAAUCGUGUGGCUGUGCUUGAAAACCAAAACAAGACUCUCAUUGAGGAACUCAAGGCCCUCAAAGAUCUUUAUUGCCAUAAAGCAGAGUAACUGUCUUUGACUUGGACCUUGUUUACUAUGAACUCUAAUCAAGGCAGGAGAUGCAGCAAUUCUACUAAUUGCCAUGUGGACUUGUGGAAGGGACACUUGUGACCCUUAAGAAUCCAGUUUGGCUUAGUGUUUGACAUUGAAUUGGGAACGCUGUUCCAAGAUUUGGAAUGCAGCCAUGAUCACAUUUAGCAAGCUUACUUCAGCCUGCUUGUCAAUAGCAUGCAAAAAAGUGUUUUGUUUCCCCCUUUGCUUCUACUUUUUUUCAGGGAAGCUGCUAAAGAAUGUCGACGUCGAAAGAAAGAAUAUGUAAAAUGUCUGGAGAGUCGAGUUGCAGUGCUGGAGGUUCAGAACAAGAAGCUCAUA
This is a messenger RNA of Panthera uncia (snow leopard), 4044 nucleotides long. It is a transcript of the gene CREM, whose product is annotated as cAMP responsive element modulator. Gene Ontology annotation, biological process: regulation of transcription by RNA polymerase II. The transcript is spliced from 4 exons. The record is from RefSeq and is a predicted model, not a curated record. Gene Ontology annotation, cellular component: ATF4-CREB1 transcription factor complex; nucleus. Bases 3304 to 3681 code for a protein of 125 amino acids. Gene Ontology annotation, molecular function: RNA polymerase II cis-regulatory region sequence-specific DNA binding; DNA-binding transcription factor activity, RNA polymerase II-specific; protein binding. Lineage: Eukaryota; Metazoa; Chordata; Mammalia; Carnivora; Felidae.